GGCACACCAAACACCCAACCCAUCGUCCAUGGCUUCGUGGCGCUCCCCAUAUUUAAUGGCAUCAUCACUUCCUCACGCCUCCAACGUCUUCUUGCAUUCCAUCCCAUCUUCCCCCUCGCAUCAUCGUCGUCCUCGUCGUCGUCGUUGUCGUCUUCGUCAUCAUCUCCCAUGGCGUGUGUAAUGUGAAGUCAGCGAGCUCUAUAUAUUCUCUAGUCUCUACUAAGCUAAGCUGAUUGAUCUCUCGUGUUGCACACCGACGCGUGGUUAGCUGGCUGGCUAGCUAGAUAUCUUUGAGCUCUCGGGUAAUGGCCACGGGCGUGCUUGCCGUCGUCGUCGCGGCGGCCGCCAUCGUCGUGAUGGUGGCCGGCGGUGCGGCCGGAGUGGGAGGCGACGGGUUCAUCACGUGGGAGGACCUGAGCAUGCCGGCCGGGGCCGCAGGCGCCGCGCGGAGCAGCACGUGGGACGACACGGCCGGCGGCGGUGGCAAGAGGAGCGCCGGCGGCGAGCAGGGGACGACGACGAUCGUGGUGUCGCCGGACGGCACGGGCCACUCGAGGACGGUGCAGGGCGCCGUCGACAUGGUCCCCGCCGGCAACACGAGGAGGGUCAAGAUCCUCGUCAGGCCAGGCGUCUACAGGGAGAAGGUGACGGUGCCGAUCACGAAGCCGUUCGUGUCGCUGAUCGGCAUGGGCACCGGCCGGACGGUGAUCACGUGGCACUCGCGCGCGUCCGACGUCGACGCCUCCGGCCACCAGGUCGGCACCUUCUACUCCGCCUCCGUCGCCGUCGAGGCCGACUACUUCUGCGCCAGCCACAUCACCUUCGAGAACUCGGCGCCGGCCGCGCCGCCGGGGGCGGUGGGGCAGCAGGCGGUGGCGCUGCGGCUGUCCGGCGACAAGACGAUGCUGUACAGGUGCAGGAUACUGGGGACGCAGGACACGCUCUUCGACAACAUCGGGAGGCACUACCUCUACAACUGCGACAUCCAGGGCUCCAUCGAUUUCAUCUUUGGCAACGCAAGGUCCUUGUACCAGGGCUGCACGCUGCACGCCGUGGCGACGAGCUACGGCGCGAUCGCGGCGUCGCAGCGGAGCUCGCCGGCGGAGGAGUCGGGGUUCAGCUUCGUCGGCUGCAGGCUCACCGGCUCCGGCAUGCUCUACCUGGGAAGAGCAUGGGGAAAAUACUCAAGAGUGGUCUACUCCUACUGUGACCUCAGUGGCAUCGUCGUGCCCCAGGGAUGGAGCGACUGGGGUGAUCAAUCAAGAACAAAGACGGUGCUGUUCGGAGAGUACAGCUGCAAGGGGCCAGGUGCGAGCACGGCGCAGAGGGUGCCGUGGUCGCGGGCGCUCACCUUCGAGGAGGCGCGGCCGUUCAUCGGCCGGAGCUUCAUCAACGGCGAGCAGUGGCUCCGGCUAUAGACGGCCAUGGCGAUUCUUCAGAAGUUCAAGACUUCUUUGCAGAUAGACAGUGUAUGUAGCUAGUGGAUAGCAGCUGACAUGUAACGAUGUACCAUGUAACAAACUUUGACACGCACAAAGUCCAUAUGUAGUGAGAUGAGAUUUGUUAGACCAGCCAAUCAUAGCAGAUGAGAGUUUGCAUGUGUGGAGGAGCAAGGGAGAUGCAUCAUGUGAAUGUGACAUGCUCAUGCCUGGUACAUCAGGCCUAACACAACAGAAGAUGAGAUCAUGGGAUGGCAUUGGCAUCGAGUAGAAUUGACUUCAGAUCGCAGGAUGCCAUAAACAGAUGAUACAGAACUUGAGGAGCAGAAAAAACCACUCAUUUUGCAACCUCUUCAGAUCCACAUGCGCAGUGAAGUUAAUACUACUACAUACUAACCACAGGGUGUGAUAUAAGUUAACAAUAAAAUUUUUGAAGAGCACAAAUGCAAACAUACUCUUGGUAGCACAAGCAAGCUUGGACCAGAAUGUUACAAUUGAAAACAAAAUUAAACCAUAGUCCAGAGG
Messenger RNA from Oryza brachyantha (malo sina), 1964 nucleotides. RefSeq names its product pectinesterase QRT1. Gene Ontology annotation, molecular function: pectinesterase activity. The transcript is spliced from 5 exons. The record is from RefSeq and is a predicted model, not a curated record. Bases 306 to 1418 code for a protein of 370 amino acids. Gene Ontology annotation, biological process: cell wall modification. Lineage: Eukaryota; Viridiplantae; Streptophyta; Magnoliopsida; Poales; Poaceae.